AUGGUUCGGACGGUGGUGGGUGAGACCAGGUCGAUAGCGGUCACAGAAGGAGUGCACCAAGGUUCUGUAUUGAGCCCUUUUCUGUUUUGUUUGGUUCUGGACUCACUCACCGAAGCGGCACAGAAUUCAGCAACGUGGACAUUUAUAUACGCUGACGACGUAGCCAUCUGCACAGACAGCCGCGCUCACUUGCAAGAGGCACUCGUGUCGUGGAAACAUCAGUUACAGACCGGUGGCCUAGUGCUGAGUGUGGCAAAGACUCAGUUCAUGUCCUUCAACGACCCAGAUACAAACAACAGUCCGAUUUCCAUCGAUGGACAAUUGGUGAACUCGUGUAAUCAAUACAAGUAUCUGGGUAGUAUGAUGAGCGGUUCUGGGGACUUGGAAAUUAACAUUCAGCACCGAAUAGCCGCAGCGUGGCUAAAGUGGCAAGAAGUGACUGGUGUCACGUGCGAUAGGAGAAUGCCGGUCAAACUUAAAGGUUUAAUCUAUAAGACCAUCAUCAGACCAGUCCUAUUGUAUGGCAGUGAAACAUGGGCCGUAACUCAAAAGAAUGUGCAUACCAUGCAAGUUGCUGAGAUGAAGAUGCUGAGGUGGAUGUGCGGCGUUACCAAGCGCGACAAAAUCCGCAACGAGUACGUGCGAGGAAGCUUGGGCGUGCGCGACAUCGCUGACAAGAUGCAGGAAAAUAGGCUGCGAUGGUAUGGGCACGUGAAGAGGAGGCCACCCGACUACGUAGGGAACUUGGCACUACAACUCUCCAUCCCAGGUCGAAGAUCCAGGGGCAGACCCAAAACACGAUGGAAAGAUGUAGUGGUAAAGGACAUGAGAGAGUGCGAAGUAUCCGAAACUGAAGUCGAGGAUAGAGCGAAGUGGAGGCGUAAGACAAGAAAGGCUGACCCCACCACCAUGUGGGACACAUAG
Messenger RNA from Parnassius mnemosyne (clouded apollo), 924 nucleotides. The record is from the annotation of a GenBank genome assembly. NCBI's taxonomy places the organism in Eukaryota, Metazoa, Arthropoda, Insecta, Lepidoptera, Papilionidae.